Exophiala bonariae is the source of this 1767-nucleotide messenger RNA. RefSeq lists its product as uncharacterized. Lineage: Eukaryota; Fungi; Ascomycota; Eurotiomycetes; Chaetothyriales; Herpotrichiellaceae. Gene Ontology annotation, cellular component: peroxisomal membrane. The coding region runs from base 1 to 1767 and encodes 588 amino acids. The transcript has a single exon. The record is from RefSeq and is a predicted model, not a curated record. Gene Ontology annotation, biological process: peroxisome organization.
AUGUCCAGACCGAAUUCAUAUGCAUCCCCCACCGACCCUUCGAGUUCCCAGCAGGCCUGGGACUCAAACCCUCCCACUUUCGCCGCCUUCUCUCCCACUUCAGCUUCUGGAUACUCAGCUACCUCGAAACAGAGAUCCACGGUCAUAGUCCACAAGAAAUCCCCGCUUCUGGUAGCGACUCCUCCUCAGAUCACUCGGGCCCUCGCACAUUCACAUCCGUUCCUGCUACCCUUGAAUAAGUUAAUGGGGCUUUUGUCUUGGAGCACACAAGAUCCAUGGGAAUCAUACCUGUUUGUUGCAGCGUUUUGGGCUGUUACACUUUAUGGCGGUGAGAUUAUUCGAUUCGCAAGUCCCAUCCUGGUGGUGGUGGCUCUUAUAUUAGGCAUGUAUGCAAGACGAUACUCUCCACUAUCGUCCACAUCCAAAACCGGUGAUAAACGACCUACCAAAAGCGACAAAUCUGAAUCACAAAAUUCCACCACUCCGCAUCAUAAAACCCUCGAUGAGAUUGUGGAUACCCUCCAGGAAUUCACAGCCCGUUGUAAUAUACUUCUCGAACCAUUCAUCAAAUUGACCGACUUUCUCUCCACCCAAACCACCCCUACGGCUGCCACCACUCGUCCCGCCUUGACCACCCUUUUCAUCCGAGUUCUGCUUGUAACACCCUUCUGGAUAUUCUUGACCUUACCACCCUUUUAUAUAUUGACUUCGCGAAGAGUCAUUCUGACAAUUGGCACCGUCAUACUGACCUGGCACUCGAGGCCUGCUCGUGUCUCACGGGUGAUUCUUUGGCGCUCCGUGUUGAUGCGUAAGGCUGCAGGCUUUGUGACCGGACUAGAUCUGGACGUAUCACCUAACACUGAGGGAGGCUCACUGCUUCGUGCGGCAUUGAGAUCGAGGAAAAAGUCACAAGCUGGUCUGGCUUCGGAAGUCGCCACGAAACGGCGACCAGAUUCAUCAGGCGUCCGUUUUACAUUCAUGGUCUACGAGAACCAGCGUCGCUGGCUAGGUUUGGGAUGGACCACUUCACUUUUUGCCUACGAACGCGGUCCGUGGACUGAUGAGCAACUUAAUACAGCCCCUUCAAAGGAUGAAUUCGAGUUGCCAUCCGUGGAGGGCGGAAUGGCCAGAUGGAGGUGGGUUGAUAAUACCGAAUGGCGAAUAGAGCAUGGCGAUGCGAAGCAACAUAAACGAACUGCAAGUCAGGCCAAAACAGGACCCGCUGGCACUUCAGGUAAAGACGGAGGUGAAGAUGGCGGAGGUUGGAUUUAUUACGACAACAAAUGGGACGAUGGCAAGAGAGAGGAUGGGUGGGGCAGAUAUACGCGACGAAGAAAAUGGUAUCGAGAUGCAGAACUGGUUGAAGCAACACCAAGUGCUAUUCCUAGCCCUGGUGAAACACCAACACAGCUCUCCGAUACUGAAGACGUCAAAAUCAGAAAGGCAAAAGAAUUCGGUAAAGGGGUGGGGAUGGAGGAGAAGCCAACACCAUCAUUACAACAAGUCGAGAAAGCUCUGCCAGAAAAGGCUAAACCAGAUGAUGAUGCGACGAGUAUCAACAAACCCAAGAAAACCGGAUGGUUCACAUCGAAGCGGGAGAGAAGCGACAGCAAGAGCAGCAGUGGGAAGAACACCGGCAAGUUUAGUACAACAAGCCAAAGAAGCCGUGAGGACCCUGAAGACGAUGUCCUAGAUAAAUACCGUGACAAUCCAGGGGGUCACCGGUCAUUCAGUGUUCAAGAAGAUGUUGCCAUGAGUCUAGGAUAG